Molecule: messenger RNA, 2325 nt
Organism: Plectropomus leopardus (leopard coralgrouper)
Lineage: Eukaryota; Metazoa; Chordata; Actinopteri; Perciformes; Serranidae
Biological process (GO): regulation of cytokine production; T cell receptor signaling pathway
Cellular component (GO): external side of plasma membrane
Molecular function (GO): signaling receptor binding
Source: RefSeq, a predicted model, not a curated record
ACUUCAAGAAGCAUGAAGCGUUUUCUUCUCGCAUGUCUCUGUCUCGUGGCUCUUUCUGGAGUAACGUCUGCAGAAGAAAAAGAUGGUGAUCUAAAAAACAGAUCAGAGGAAAACAUCCCAGGUGCAGCGUCAGAGCCGUACAUCUAUGUACAUGAAUCAAGGGAUUGGUCACUGCUGGUGUGUGAUGUUCGAGGUGCCUUUCCAAAACCUAAAGUAGAAUGGAAGAACGGUGCUGGAAACAUCAUUCCUGCAGAGAAAACAGAGGUGAAAGAAAAAGGAGGCAACUUCGACAUCUCUCUCACAAUUACUGUGAACAGGACCGACUACUACCGGUGUGUCGCCACACAGGAGGAAAUCAAACAUCGGAUUUCUGCUGAAACGUAUCUGCAUUUCCAGUAUGCAGUUACAAAACCGUACGUCACUUCAGUGGAGCACACAAGGGACUGGGCGCUGCUGCGGUGUGAAGUUCGGACCCAAGCUCCAAGGCCUAAAAUAGAGUGGCAGGACAACGCUGGAAACACACUUCCUACUGAAGACGUAUCAUUCUCCGGAUUUCGUGACAUUUUUAAAAUUGAAACUACUGUGACAAAGACCGACUUCUAUCGCUGUGUAGUCACACAGGAGGAAAUCAACCAUGUGGCUCAGGCUAAGAUGCAUGUGUAUAUCAGCGGGUCUCCCACCGGAUGGAUUGUUGCUGUUGUGCUUCUAGCUCUUGCUGUUGUUGCUCUAGCUGCAGCUGUAGUCAAGCUUUACAUCACACAAUCGCAUAAAAAAGGUUCACCUGCAGAGACAACAGUUCCCCUUAACUCCUAAUAUUCAUUUAACACAAGCUGAUGGAAACACACAUUACUUUGCAUUUUAUUUUGCUAGUUUUCUGGAAAUUCUGUUACAUUAUGUACCACUUUUGAAUGGAAACUUGACUUCGCCUGCGAUUCUUUUACCUUCAGAGAUUGUCAGACAAAAACACAAAGCCACACACCCAAAGUGUGAAUACAGGACCAAAUGAAAUUAAGUAUGUGAUGUACAUAGGUGACUUUUGUAACGUUACUUUAAGAUAUGCCAACGUAGAAUCUUGGUUUCACACGGGACACAAACGGUGAUCUCAUGGGUGAAAGUCCUGUAUUGUUUGACCCAUCCAUCCUCCUUCUGCAAACUUUCUUGCUCCGUAUUCUACGUCAGAGUCUCUGUAAAUGAGUUUACUUGUGAGUUAUUUUAACACCUGGUGCUAAAAGGAGCCUGGUGUGUUGUAUCAGCUGCCAAGGGGCAUGAGAUUGGGAGACUGCAUAGGUUACGUAUGCAGAGGAGCUAGAAUAGCAUAAAUGUCAAUGAGAACAGCUUUGCACGUCAAGUUUACACAGGGUCUUGCACCCCACCUGCAACGACCUUGCAUUUAAGUACAAAUAUACUGUGUCUACAAAUAAAUGCACGUUUUAAUGUUAGCAGUGCUUCACAUUUUAUAAUAACUUGUUCGAAAUGGAUUGCAAUCUCAGAGUUUAUUCAUUUUAGUAUAAUUGCUCAGGUUUUAUUUACUGUCUAAAAUCAUGUAAUAGGUACCGUUCAGCGAGUGAGAGAGCCCAAAUUUAAAAUAUAGAAGAAUUAACUAUGUGAAUAAAACAAUAUUAAUAAUCAUUCUAUAAAAUCAAAGUACAAAAGUUUUACUGAAAGUUAAUCUGUUGUCCUCUAAUUUCCCCAAACUUUGCUCUUGUUCCCGUUACACUGGCUCUCUUGUAUGAUCGCCUUGCUUUUGACCUUGUUUUGCCAUUGCUUACUCCUGACUCCUCGACUGCAGGUGGCUGGAAAUGCUGCGUGCAACUCAGCUGCAUUUCCACAAGCAGACAGAAGGCCAUCGUCAAGCAGCUGCUGAUAGAAAAGAGACUUUGAAAAGAUGCUCAAAAUUUAAAUAAGUUAAGGAAAAAUUGCCACAGUGAGUUAAGUAAGAGUGAAAAAGAUCAUUCAUUUGCCUGCUAAAAAGGGACUGACAUACUGACUCAAGCUGAGUUUGCCACAUGGGAGUGAGAUGAUAAUGCUAAAGAGCAUCAGAAAGAGCCUUUAGUUGCUCUCUCCAGCAUAACUUUUAAUUUUUUCAUCAGAACUGGUUAAACGAGAUAUUCCCCAAGUUUAUCUUGAUACUUGAUUUCUUCAGAACUUACCCGUCGUUAGCAUUAGACCAAGAAUUGCCCAAAUUCGUUCCUACUGAGGGCCAAAAAUUCAUCUUGACGGUGGGCUGCAGGCCAAAAAUAAUGUGAAAUUACAUUACAUUGAAAUGCAUAAUAUUUCAUAGAAAUCUAAAAUAAAAAUUCAAAAUAAUGAAAACACUGUCCUUCA